Scleropages formosus (Asian bonytongue) is the source of this 1827-nucleotide messenger RNA. Its product is annotated as transmembrane protease serine 5. The record is from RefSeq and is a predicted model, not a curated record. Gene Ontology annotation, molecular function: serine-type endopeptidase activity. Gene Ontology annotation, biological process: proteolysis. NCBI's taxonomy places the organism in Eukaryota, Metazoa, Chordata, Actinopteri, Osteoglossiformes, Osteoglossidae. Bases 284 to 1768 code for a protein of 494 amino acids. The transcript is spliced from 9 exons.
UGAGCCCCUCUGACAGAAUGACAAUAUCUAUUACUUUGUGUCCAACAGCGUAGGAAGAGGGGAUUAGGGCGACUAGAGAGACUGGAAAAGAGACCUGAGGACAGCGGGAACAGAGGAGAAAAAAAUUGAGAAAUGAGCUGUAAUGAGCUAUAGCUCAGGGAGAAGAGGAUACAUGAUGAGGAGAGAGAGGGACAGGAGCUGAGCUCAGGAGGAGAAAUAGCAAAAGGAGCAGGAAGAAAAGGGCAAUGCCGGACCCACAUCCGGGGAUACUCAAAGUGUUUCCAUGAAGCCCACCGACCAUGAUGGUGCACCCCCUGUCGCUGAUGGAGAGCACACUCUUCAGUCUGCUGCCAUCAAGACAUCCCAGCAACAUGAGACCUGCUCCUUGCCAGAUAUAUCCAUUGCACACAUAUUACAUGAAAAACCUUCUUUUCUUCAGUUCCCACGAGUAACCCAUUUUCUGCCCCAGCCGCUCAAGCCAUCAGGGGAAUCACACCCGUCCUUGCCUACUCAUGAUUCAGACCUACCUCAGGUGAUCCACAGCACACCCUGCCCUCAGCAAUUAGAGCCUAAAGAGGAGUGUCAGCUAUCCUCUUCAAGACACACGUCUCAGGAUGCCCAGUUUGUUGAUCAGACCAACCUGUCUGACAUGGCUCCACCUCCUCAGUCUGUUCUAACUAGAGCGGGGGUCUUGCCUGAGGAAUGUGUUGUCAACACCUCGCUACCUGAAAACUCCACACACACAGGGCUUGAAGCCCCACAGUCCAAGUUAUUAGCACCCUAUUCCUCAUGCCUGAUCCUUCUAACAGUCCUCUUAAUCUUCUUCAUAGCUCUGCCUAUCUGCUGCAUCUUCCUAGUGGAGUACCUGUGUUUCCCAGCCCUGCUCAAUGGCUACAGUGGCAACUGGAGCUGCACUGCAUCUGCAAUCCUUUCCGUCCAAGCCAAGCAGCCCAUCAACCAGACAGGGAACUUCAGCGCAGUCAACCUUUCUCAGCUGAAAUGCCCUGGGAUCACUGCUGAGCGAUGGGGGCGAAUUGUAGGCGGCAACAUGGCCCCGGAGGGAAAGUGGGGGUGGCAGAGCAGCCUCCGUUGGAGGGGACGGCACAUAUGUGGAGGAGCGAUUGUCAGCCAGCGAUGGAUUGUCACAGCAGCACAUUGCUUUACUCGCUACAACAUGAUGCAGCCCAGUGACUGGAAGGUUGUUGUUGGCACGGUCAAGGUGUUCGAGAGCUCACUUGAGAAGGAAUACAGUGCAUUGCAAAUACACUGGCACCCACAAUAUUCAACAGAGAGCAACGACUAUGACUUGGGGCUAGUCCACACUGCCAGUGAGAUCCAACUGAGUGACAGCGUGCGACCAGUGUGUUUGCCAAGCCCAAGGGCAUCCUUCCCUCCAGGUUCUCAGUGCUGGGUGACAGGCUGGGGCUACACAGAAGAGGGUGGGACCCUGUCGGCCAUGCUGCGUCAAGCCCCUGUCCAGGUGAUAAGUGAGCUGCUCUGCUCCCAGCCCUUCGUCUAUGGCUCCACGCUCACUGCCAGGAUGAUGUGUGCUGGUAACAUGGAUGGAGGUGUGGACUCCUGUCAGGGGGACAGUGGGGGUCCCUUGAUAUGUAAAACAGCUGAGGGGGACUGGAGACUGGCAGGGGUGGUGAGCUGGGGAGAAGGAUGUGGGCGACCCAACAAGCCAGGAGUGUACACUAGAGUCACGCAGCUGCUCAACUGGCUCCAGCACUACACAGAGGUAAUUCACUCUGCUUUAUUACUUUGAUAACACUGCAACUGUACAAAGUUCAACUCUGAAGCUCCCUAGAACAGUAAAUUGUUGUG